Messenger RNA from Brienomyrus brachyistius, 1145 nucleotides. RefSeq names its product ATP23 metallopeptidase and ATP synthase assembly factor homolog (gene atp23). Gene Ontology annotation, biological process: mitochondrial protein processing; mitochondrial proton-transporting ATP synthase complex assembly. The transcript is spliced from 7 exons. Bases 214 to 927 code for a protein of 237 amino acids. The record is from RefSeq and is a predicted model, not a curated record. Lineage: Eukaryota; Metazoa; Chordata; Actinopteri; Osteoglossiformes; Mormyridae. Gene Ontology annotation, cellular component: extrinsic component of mitochondrial inner membrane. Gene Ontology annotation, molecular function: metalloendopeptidase activity.
CGGAAGUGAUGAAAUACGCAACGAGGAGACGUUGACGGACACUUACGAAUUUUUCUUUAUUACGACAAAAAGAUUACACUUUGCUUACUUAAAAGUGAAAUCAUUUCACAGUAUCAGAUUAAAAUCAUAUCUGUAUUGAAAUUUCUACUGUCGAAGAAUUGUGUAACCCUUUACCUUUGACCUUUCACUUGCAAACAGAGCUCUAAUUUUCAAAUGGACCAAGCCAGAGAAUCGGAACAGAAGGACGAGGACUACGGUUAUGGCUUGUUCCCGAAGAGAAAAGAAGGGAAAUAUAAGAAAGGGUCACUUGGAGAAAGCCUGUUCACUUUCCACAACAAAUGUCAAGUAAUGCUACAUUUUGCGUUGGAGACGAGUCCGUAUGCAAAAUUCCUACUCGGUGUCAUGAAACAGUCUGGAUGUGCUGCAUAUAAAGACCGUCAUUUUGCCUGCGAAGACUGUGACGGUAUUGUCAGUGGUGGUUUCGACGCGGCUACUUCUCAGAUUGUUUUGUGUCAGAAUAAUGUUCACCGGCAGUCCCACAUGAACAGAGUGGUCACCCAUGAACUUAUUCACGCUUUUGACCACUGUAGAGCCCAUGUUGAUUGGUUCGAUAAUUUAAGACAUUUGGCCUGCUCAGAGAUUCGGGCGGCCAAUCUCAGUGGCGACUGCUCUUUUGGCAAUGAGCUCUCAAGGCUUAAUUUCGGAGUCAAAGGACAUCAUCAGGACUGCGUGCGGGACCGUGCAUUGCGCUCUAUCAUGGCUGUGCGGAAGGUGAGCCUCGAAGAGGCGAAGAAGGUGGUGGAGGAGGUCUUCGACAGCUGCUUCAACGACCACGCGCCCUUCGGCCGGAUCCCACACAGCAAAGACUAUGUCAAAUUCUCAUCCCAUGAUUUUCAGAAUCGAGAUCGAUACUAUUCUAACUUAUAAGGAAGGGAAUGAGGUGUUGCGUGUACUUCACUGCUGCUCAUGCAAUAGACAUGGCUGGAUGUCUACCUUGUUCAUCAGGAGCCCUCUGCAGAGAUUCUGUGCAGAUAGCUGGUGUAACGGGAUCGAUGGCUCGUGACGAAUCCUGAAUUGGGGUCACUCGUUCCAGGGAAAUUGGUUCCUGUCUGUGAAUGUGCGUGUAAAUAAACAUUUUAAUGAUA